Juglans microcarpa x Juglans regia is the source of this 546-nucleotide messenger RNA. RefSeq lists its product as uncharacterized. NCBI's taxonomy places the organism in Eukaryota, Viridiplantae, Streptophyta, Magnoliopsida, Fagales, Juglandaceae. Bases 1 to 546 code for a protein of 181 amino acids. The record is from RefSeq and is a predicted model, not a curated record. The transcript has a single exon.
AUGGCUCGUUCGUUCUUCCGCAAGUUGUUGUUUAACUUAUUCUCUGAAGAUGAGUUAGAGGUUGGUCUUAAUGACGAUGUCGGAUCAACGUCCCGGCAUGGUCGCAAUCACCAACGUCGUAAGUAUAUUUGGUGUGAUCAUAUUCAAGGGCAAGAACAACUAUUUCGUGACUAUUUUGCAGAACCACCAGUAUAUCCCUCAAAUCUUUUUCGAAGUAGAUACCAUAUGAGUCGUCCGCUAUUUCUUCGUAUUCUUAAUGAGGUUGAGGCUUACGAGCCAUAUUUCAUCCAAAAAAAAGAUAAUGUCGAAAAACUUAGUUUAUCUUCUAUGCAAACGAUAACUGUUGCCAUUAGAAUGCUUGCGUAUGGAGUUACUGCUGAUUUUAUGGAUGAAUACAUACGAAUUAGAGAAAGCACCACAAUUGUUGAUGUUUUUUCUAAUGAAUAUUUGCGGUCUCCAAAUACUAAUGAUAUUUCUCGAUUGCUCGUGGUUAGUGAGCAAUAUGGAUUCCCCAAGAUGCUCGGAAGUAUUGAUUGCAUGUAUUGA